Kwoniella mangroviensis CBS 8507 is the source of this 2106-nucleotide messenger RNA. RefSeq lists its product as uncharacterized. Gene Ontology annotation, biological process: tRNA wobble adenosine to inosine editing. The coding region runs from base 1 to 2106 and encodes 701 amino acids. Gene Ontology annotation, molecular function: protein binding; tRNA-specific adenosine-34 deaminase activity. The transcript is spliced from 5 exons. Gene Ontology annotation, cellular component: nucleus; cytoplasm. NCBI's taxonomy places the organism in Eukaryota, Fungi, Basidiomycota, Tremellomycetes, Tremellales, Cryptococcaceae. The record is from RefSeq and is a predicted model, not a curated record.
AUGAACACCGAUCGAGAUGAUAUACCUACCGAGUCUGGUGACCGAGGACCGUCAAACAGCGAGACUAGGUCAAACGAUGAUGACGUGAAGGGUCAUUCCCUAGAUGAUGACAUACAACAGCAUGAACUGUUCCAAUACAAUGAAACAUCAGAUCUAAGCUCGAAGGAUAAAUCUAUCGAGGUGUCAUCUCAAUGCCAGAACGAGAUUGCCCAACCACAUCCUAUCAACCCUCUAAACCUCCAUCUCGUCUCCCAUCCCUCACGCGGACGAGGGGUCUUUGCUCCGACUAUCAUCCCUGCUGGAACAUUGAUUGAGGAAUCUCCCGUACUGGUUAUCACCCAGAGGGAAUGGGAGGAAGGAAAGAUGAAUGAUAGUGUAUUGGGAAGUUAUGGGUUUUGUUGGAGGGAUGGUGGGAUGGGUAUAGGUCUAGGAUUGGCAUCACUAUUCAAUCAUUCUUCCUCACCAAACGUAAAUUUCAUACGACAAUUCUCAAAUUCAACGAUAAAGUUCAUCACGACUAAAAAAAUAGAAAAGGGAGAAGAGUUAUGUAUAUGUUAUUCCGCGGAUGAAUCGAAAUUGUGGUUUGUCAAAUCGGAUCAGGCCGUCAACCCAACAAAUAGUCAAGACGAAAUGGUUUCCUCGGAAGAAGAAGAAGAAGAAGAAGGUAUGGAGGGAUUUUUCUCAAAGAUCGAUCUGGAUGAAGAAGAUUUAGUAAAUGAAGAUGGGAUCGCUCAGAAGAAAGAACGGGAAAGGAGGUUAGAAGCUUCUCAAGUUAGGGAUGUAAAUGGUCAAUUGAUCAAACGCAAAAAGAAAUACACCCCUACCUCUAAUCUGAUUUCUCCUCAACCUAUACCUUUUUCAAAUAAUGCAAUUGCAGGUCCAAGUACCAGCACGCCUGCUUCUGCAACAUCAUCUAGAACAUCUACACCUUCUUCAUCAUCUAUAUAUCCCGAAGCUUCCUCUGGAAUAAUCACGAGCUUGCCACCACCUCUACAUUCUACUAAGACCGAUCCGAAAUCAAUUGAUGGGAGGUAUAUGGAAUUGACGGAUGAAUUAGAUUGGGAUGAAGAAUAUUGGACGGAUACUGCUCCUUAUCCCACUGGAGAAGGGAGGGAAGAUGAGUUUGCAGAGUUUAUAAGGAUCAAGGGACCUGCGGAGAGGGAAGAUGAAGUGGAUCAAGAUGGGACAAUGGAAAUCUGGACAUUGGAAUUCACGGAUCCCAGGUUGACGCGCACGGCUCUUGACUUUUCGAAAGAGCUGACAGCGACGGACGAACGGCUGCGGCAUCUUAAGCGAGUAUGUAGAAGGAAAGAAAAUGAUCAAGAAAUCUGCCGAAUUGUCCUUGCCAUGGUCACAGAAUAUGAACAAUCAACCUUACAAACCAUCAUGGCCUCUUACUCCCCCACUCUCUCCCAUCUCACCCCCGCAGUGCACAUCGUCCCUUCCUCCAUUGCCAGGACACAGGAACAGAUGAAGGUGAAAUCACAUAUAUGGCCCGUCUCAUUCCAACCUACACCUGUUAUACCUAUCGAUUCCUGGGAUUGGCCUAUAGGACGCAAAGCAUGGGUCACAUCGGGCAUCAAGCGAGUGCUCUCCUUGGCACUGGAAGCCAAAUCCAAAGGUGAACUACCAAUUGCGGCCUAUUGUACAGCUCAACCAUCACAUUUCUGGCCGAAGAAAGAAGAAGGUUUUAUACCUCCUACAGAAGGUCUGAGAGCUUCAAGUAACGAUACGAGAGUAUCUGAUAAUCAUCCAUUACGACAUUCCGCCCUGAAUUGUAUCAAGUUUAUCGCAUACCUCAGAACGAUCCCUCCAUUUACUGAAAUUACACCAACAAGGAAUGGAGCGGAUUACCUCCUGACUUCGCUGAGCUUGUUCAUAACGCACGAACCAUGUGUGAUGUGCUGUAUGGCCUUACUUCAUUCGAGGGUAAAGGAGGUUUUCUACGUAUUUGAUAGAUCACACGGAGGUGGGUUUUCAGGAAGUGGUUUGGGGAUAAAUGCAAGAAACGAUCUGAAUCAUAAGUUUCAUGCUUGGAAAUAUGAUGGGACGGUCGAUGAGAGGACGAAGGAGUUGUUGAAGUUUGAUGAGGAUAUACAGGUAUAG